Molecule: messenger RNA, 4611 nt
Organism: Rhopalosiphum maidis (corn leaf aphid)
Lineage: Eukaryota; Metazoa; Arthropoda; Insecta; Hemiptera; Aphididae
Product: scavenger receptor class B member 1-like
Exons: 10
Coding region: 780-2477 (565 amino acids)
Cellular component (GO): membrane; cytoplasm
Molecular function (GO): scavenger receptor activity
Source: RefSeq, a predicted model, not a curated record
GGUUCAAUGAAAACUCCUCCGACACUCCGGCGUUCUCCGUUCGUUCCGAUCUACAUUUUGUUAUUAUUGUACUGCCAUAAUAUAACAGCCGCGUGUCGUCGCGUCCGAAUUUCACGUACGUCGCGAGUAUAUCCACAACACUACUACAGCAGGAAACAGCAGGCGAUCGCCGUCAAACCUCCGACGACUCUCCGCAACACGUGCCGCGCCGCUGUAUCUCUGUCAGUCCGCGAUAACCGUACAACGCGAUAGGUGUUGUUAUAAUAAUAUCACGACAUUGCAACACUACCGUAAUAGCACAGUACACUGUAUUAUAGCAUUACGACAAUAAUCAGUUCGACGCGAUUUUCGUUUCCGUACGCCGCCGCCUUUUUUCUCCGUCGGAUCAUUCGAAUUUUUCGCCGGAUUUCUAUUCCCCAUCGACCCGUCUACAAGUCGUUCAACACGAAUAUAUUUCCCGGCAAAAUACAAUAUCAUUACCGGAUAGCGGCCAGUGACGACUACCGGUGCCGCGGUGUAUAAUAAUAAUAAUAAUAAUAAUAAUAAUAAUUAUAAUAACAUACAACGACGGUGCUCGUUCGCGUAAUAGGCAGGUCCAUCCAUCGCCGCCGACGGCGGUCGUGUGUCCGACGCGAGGAAAACGCGUAUACAACACAGUGUCGUGUAAAGGCACUUUGCCUGUUAAACACGGUGCACAGAAAAAAUAGUAACGACCGCGUCGACCGCGGUCCGUCUAAAAAUCGGAUUCGCGCUGUCUAACGUUUGCGCGCGCAAAUGAAAUGCAACAACUUAUAUUUGGAAACGCUAGGUACGGUCUUUGCGGCUUUGGUCUUCUGAUCAUUUCAUACGCUUUGUUCUUCUUCGACCCGGUAGAAAUCAUCAAAUCAGCGAAAUUGAAAUUUGUCGAAGGAUCGUAUGCAUUUCAGCUGUGGCAAAAACCUCCGGUUAAAGUUUACGUCAACGUGUAUAUAUUUAACGUGACUAACGCUGAUAGAUUUUUGGCGGGUGAAGACGAAAAACUGGAUGUCAAAGAAAUAGGCCCAUAUGUUUAUUGGGAGGAGUUGGAAAACACGAACACUACGUUUCACAGCAAUGACACUAUAACAUAUAUCCCGAGGAGGAAACUGCACUUCGAACUUAAAUCGUCCGUUGGAGAUCCCGAGAAGGAUCGCAUCGUCGUUCCUAACAUCCCCUUAUUGGGAUUCAGUUCGAUGCUCCGGAGUUCACCGAUGUUCGUAAACGUAGUGUUCAAUUCGUUGGUCGAAUACCAGGAUUCACAGCCGAUACUCAACCUGUCUGUAAACGAAUUCCUAUGGGGAUAUGAUGACAGGUUAGUGAAGAUGGCCAGCAGUGUGCUACCCACGUGGAUCAAUUUUUCAAAAUUUGGGCUACUCGAUCGGAUGUUGGAUGAAGGAACCAAUGUCGUCACAAUGACUGUGCCAUCGAAACGACAAACAAAACGUCCCUAUACAAUAGAUAACUUCAAUGGAUCGCCGAUUUUACACCAAUGGGCCAAUGCUGAUGCACCUAAUGAGAUGAAUAAAUGUUCGUUGAAUUCAUCAUCGGAGGGAUUACUGUUCCCAAGGCACUUGACCAAAGACAUGCAUUUCCCAAUUUAUCGAAAAGCCUUCUGCCGAACAUUGCCUUUGACAUACAACUCUACCAGCGAUAUGCCCAUUGGGUAUCCCACUGUUUAUUUGUACAAGUUUUUUCCUGAUGUUUUUAAUUCUUCUCUGGAUGAUAAUAAAUGUUAUUGCCCGCAAGAUGGGUGCUUGCUUCCCGGACUGUCAGAUAUAUCGCCGUGCUAUUACAAUAUACCAGUGGCAGUGUCGUUUCCACAUUUUUACGGCGGCGACCCGGCGUUGUUGGACAAUGUCAAUGGAAUUGCUCCCAACAUGGAAAAACAUCAAUCCGUAGUUGCCGUACAACCGGAUCUCGGUAUACCGCUGGCCGUGGACAUUAAAAUUCAGUUGAACUUAAUCAUAAAGGCUACGAGGUACGUAAACCGCGCCAAGAAGUUCAAUGGAUUGACGUUGCCAAUAUGUUGGUUGCAUUUGGAAGUGAAGAGUCUGCCGAGCUCGUUGAACGCGUUGCUUUACCUGUGCUUCAACGUCGGACCAGUACUGCUGAAGGCGGUGGUCGCGCUGACGGCUGCCGUGGGCUUUUUCCUGGUCGGCCUGGCCGUCAAACGGUUCGGCCGAGGCCAGCAGAAGCAGAAGCAUCUCGUCAACGGGUCCGCGACCGGAGAUCACGAGAACGGACGUGGCAGAGGCUGCGAAGACGACGACGACGACAACUACGAAGACGGCGGCAGCGGUGGCGGUGCAGAGUCCGGCGGGCUGAUCGUCAAGUGCGGGCCCGCGACCGGACGGUACCGCGACAAAUCGUACUUGCCGCUGCACUGCGUCACCGUUUCCGGGUCGCCGUCGGUAGUCGUCGACUUCGAUCACUCGCAGGACUACGCGAGAGGUCGAUGACGAUGAGACACGGUAUAUCGUAAUAACAGUGGUAAUACACUGCCACCUAUUUACGUGCACAACGAUGUUACGUACCGUUACUGUAAUAUUAUUUCCACCGUUGUCGUUAUUAUAUUGUAUUGCCUUCACACGCGCCUUAUGUACGCACGUUGUCCCGUGAUGUAUAUGUUAUAAUAUUUAUUCAUCAUCAUUAUUAUUAUUAUUAUUAUUAUUAUUAUUAUUAUUAUUAUUGUUGUUGUUGUUGUUGUCAUACCGCAUUAUAUUAUUGUGUACGUCUACACGACUCGGGAGCCAGACUGUAUCAAGUCACCAGGUUACCUAGCCAAACCCGACCUACGUUUACGUGUAUCGUGUGUGUAUUGUGUAUAUAGAUCUAUCUGGUAGCGGAGCGUAAGCCGUAUAUUCUCUUCUAUAGCGUAUGGAGUGUGUGUCGAGCGCGAUAUCCCGCUAAGAUAAUAUGUCACCGAUAUACCUGCCGAUCUUACAUCUACCCCGUCUUAUUUUCAGUUCGAUUUAGUGCAGCGUAGUGCGCGAGAAAACUACGUAUCUCAAAUAGUAGCACACAAUAUACUGUUAUUGUGUGAGUAGUCAUACUCGACGUGUCGUGAAUUUAUGUUUGAAAAUCAUGUCGGGGGGAGGGGGUAUAAUCGACUGUUGGCGCUGUCCCGGCCGCUCCGGGUGACCGCGUUCGACUCGACGUUGUAGUUAAAAGCGUAUAAUCAUAUCCAAUAUAUUAUAAUAGGUAGGCGCGCGUAAUGAUCGAGGUUUCGGGAAUUUUUUUUUUUGAAAUAUGUUGUUUACUUGCAUACUUUUCCACAUCACAUAUUACUAUCGUCAUGAACUUGAUACAACGUAUUUCGUUUUCUCCAUUGUUUCCGUCCAUCACUCGUGCGAUUUCUGCAGUUUUAUAGAUAUUUUUUGCCCCGACGGAAAAGCUCGUUUAUGUUUCGAAUAAUCCGAGCACAGCAUAAUACCAUACUUAUUAUUACUAAGUCGCCUAUUCGUAUAUACCCACAUGCCCUACGACUGCAGUACGUGCACGAGCGACUAAUCACGCACAAUUAUACGCUGCAAGUGAAUAUAAUACGCGGCUUAAUAUCGAGUGCAAAACCGUAACAUGAUAUUCAUGACCGUUGCGCGCGAGCUUCUUCUAAAUACAAUAUCGGAGAAUGUAAUCGCGUACCCAAGUCCAAUCUCCGACCUGACCUCCCACCCGCUGUCCGAUAAUAUUAAUUUUAUACAUUUUAUCAGCGACAUUAAUUUUCUCGUAUUGACAGCGUUCGCAUAAACUCAGAAUAAGCUGUCGUACAUAAAACGCCCCGUUCCGUUCGGGUCGGGCGUCCUAGGGAAAAAGCCAGGAAAUUAUUACAUUAUGUGUCGGUAAAAAAAUUCGGCAGAGCAAUAUUACAUCAUAAUUAUUAUACAUUAGUAGGCGAAUACUGCUCCUGAUACGCAUAGAUUUCGAUAUCAGAUCUAUGACCCGUACAUGUGUGUGUGUGUGUGUGUUCCCCGAUGAGAUUACGAUUAAAAGGGGCGUGGUUACAACCCAAACCCCGGGUUGACACUGAAAUGACGUCGCCCCAAUAGUAUAUAUAUAUAUACAAUACACGGUUUCUUUUUUAUUUUUGGACUUUGACGAUCGAAUCCGCCUGCAAACGGUGAAAUAAUUCAUUUCCGUUUCUGGGGACGUCGAGGUAUACAUAAAACAUGUAUAGGUACUAUAAAUUCAACGGAAUCACCGCCUCCGACGCAUGCCAUGUACGGACGAUCGAAGUUACACACGCCAAAAAACUAUUUAUACAUAUUAUAUAAAUGUAUAAUAUACCAAACACCUAUAUAAACUUACUUCGUCGAGGAAUGUUUUCACGUCGUGAGGGAUUUAUCGAAAAGUUUUGGAACAUCACCUCCGUGCAUAAUGCUACCUUCGUACUACAAAUGGUUAGAAAAAAAUACGUUUAGCUCGUUUACCUUGUAUUUGAAUUAAAUAAACAUAAAUUACAUAAAUAUAUUUAACUCGACUUGUAUGAUAUAGUAAUUAUUGUAUAAAACCCGUGUGUUUUUAAGCAAUGUACUUACCUGGAAUUGAUAAAUAUUUUUGUGGCAACUGCAUAAAUAAAAUAUAAUGUGCGUGUGU